AUGCGAGUGAUCAUCGAGACUUCGUGGGAUGUGGUGUACAUAAGCGGUUUCUUUUCUUUCGCCAUCUACUUUCAGUACGCGAUUUUCACGACAAUUAUGUACAUGUACAUGACAAAAGUAACGUCAGCGUUUGUUCGUAACAGUUGUACAACACUCGUUAUAUGUCAGCUCGACCCAUCCGUUGGACCGACAACGUUUGGCGUAGCUGUCACUCUUCACGGCAUCGGGCAUUGUAUCGGAGCACUCGCGUCCGCUUGGUGGACAAACAAACGGUAUAAGGUGAAAGUUAGAAGAUUCAGAGAAAAGGAAUACAUGGAUGUAAAGUUUGUAGACUAAAAAACCACUUUUAAUGGGCUGUGUGUUCAUGCUAUGCUCGAAUGGACUGUUCCUUCUAGCCGAUCAUGUUCCCGCCGCCAUGAGCGCCCCGUUUCUCAUGCUGUGUCGCUUUGUUGGAGGCAUCGGUAUGGGUAAGUAAAUUUUCUCAAUUGAUACAAAAAAGCAUACAAAUAGAAGGUCCCAAACAAGAGUUUCAGGCAACGCAUCCACCCUGCGCACAUCUGUCACCGCACACUCAAUGGCGGUUGAUCGCGCGAAAGCAAUGUCGGUGUUCAUCGGCGGCAGAGCCAUCGGAUUGGUCAUUGGCCCCGGGCUUCAACUCAUAUUUAUUCUUUUCGGAGACGUCGGACUUCAACUCAUCGGUCCCCUUCACAUUCACUCUCAUAAUGCUGCGGCAUUCGUUUCAAUCGUACUCAAUUUGGCGUCUCUGCUCGCAUUGGUUUUGCUCUAUCACGAGAUUGUUCAGAACGGCAGUAGUUGCAGUCAGAGAAGUAUUGUAAGAGCUCAAGUCUGGUGUCCGGCUCGCAAUAGUAUAGAAUUCACCAUACUUAUAAAGCCUGGAGACCCAAUAAAUAGCGAGCCGGAAACCAAAUUUGACCAAAAUAUACAAUACUUCUGAUGAGAGUUAUUGACUACCAGGAAGACGGUGAGAACUAUCCGCGUCCUGAUAAGCUGGCAAUGUUCGUGUGCAUGCUCACGAGAUACACCCAAAACUUUACCUACUACGCGCUCGAAACGCUCUCCCCCGCAUUCAUAAUGAUGAUGUUCAACAUGGAGAGGGCGGAGGCAGUCGGCUCAAUGUCAAUUCUUUUCUUCACAUCGAGCAUUGUCUCCAUCUUUUUCUACGUCGUCUUCGUGUUCACAAAUGUAGCACGGAGGCUGAACAUUGGCAAAGUGAAUACCGUUUGUUUGAUGGUAUUCAUGAUCUAUUUGCUGUCGACGUAUCAGUGGAGAUUCGUCGAUGAGAAUGUGGUGGUGAACACGAAUGGUACACGUGGCGGAUGUGAUUACAUCACUUACUCGUGGUGCAUCGGCCUGCCCAAGACUUCACAAGAGGUACGGUUUUUGAGUGUACCCCCGCGAAAUACUGUAAAUUUGUACGUCUUUUGCAGCUCUUCUAUCUCGGCUACAUAAUCGCAUUCGGCGCGUGUACUCCGUUUAUAAACGUCGGCGACGCCACACUCUAUUCGAAACUGUUCAAUCCAGUGGGACAGGCUUUGGAGCAGAGUUUGUACGACGUGUCUCAGAUUUUCGCGAGAGUCGUGGCCCCGGUUUUGUGCACGUGAGAACUUCUAAAAAAAACCGGCUGAAGCCAUUAAAAAAAAAUUUCAGCGGAAUAUACUCGUGGUUUGGUCCCCGUCGACUCUGGGAGCUUCUCUUUGUCCAGUUAGUCGUCGUGACGACGUUUUGGAUCGGAUUCGCUCAUCGAAUGAUUCCACUUCGUCCGAAGCCCCGCCCCGUAUUUUAUCUGGAAUGA
Caenorhabditis sp. 36 PRJEB53466 is the source of this 1813-nucleotide messenger RNA. The record is from the annotation of a GenBank genome assembly. NCBI's taxonomy places the organism in Eukaryota, Metazoa, Nematoda, Chromadorea, Rhabditida, Rhabditidae.